UGCCCAUGUCCCCAUGUCCCCAUGUCCCCAACGCCAAGCGCCUUCCCGAGCAGAUCUAUUUCCCCGGGCCUAUGGGACGCGAGAGGCGAUCCCAUCGUUCAGGGCAAACUUCACCAACGGCCUUUAACAGCCACAUGGCAAGAACCUUUGGUAAAUUCCGGUUCUGCUACCAGCCUGGUUUCACCUGGUGCUACUACUCCGCCAAGACCGUCCCAGGGACUCGCUCCCGCCGCACGUUGGCAAGCAAAACUGCUUGAUGCCACAUGCCCAAGACCUCGGGGUAUUCUAGUGGGCCGUGCCAACCAAGCGUCCAUCUGUGGGGGGCCGAAUCUUGCAAAUGGGGCCUGUAAUAAUAUCUCGCGGAGGCAUCCAGAGAGUCCAGGCCGGGCCAUCCCACUCAUCACCUGGACCCUGCGUAAAUCCCGUCGUCCAGACCUUUCUCGCCCUGUCACGAUGGGGCGCGCGACCCUAGGACAUUGUCCUCUAGCUCGAGUACGCACUAUAACAAACAAAGGGUCCGGUGUGGUAGCACCGUAGGAAAAG
Messenger RNA from Ilyonectria robusta, 543 nucleotides. RefSeq lists its product as uncharacterized. NCBI's taxonomy places the organism in Eukaryota, Fungi, Ascomycota, Sordariomycetes, Hypocreales, Nectriaceae. The record is from RefSeq and is a predicted model, not a curated record. The transcript has a single exon. Bases 22 to 537 code for a protein of 171 amino acids.